Molecule: messenger RNA, 2262 nt
Organism: Anopheles gambiae (African malaria mosquito)
Lineage: Eukaryota; Metazoa; Arthropoda; Insecta; Diptera; Culicidae
Exons: 4
Coding region: 1399-2118 (239 amino acids)
Source: RefSeq, a predicted model, not a curated record
UGUGGCGUGUGCCCCGUCGUAUCGUUUGUCAUCGUCGCACGACGCAGUUCUUCCUGCUUGGCAGGGUGUCCUACACCUCCCCCCCCCCCCCCCCCGGUCCCUCCCUUCCACUGAGAAACGGCAGCUUCUCGAACGUCGUAUCGUUAGUACAAUCUCACCUGGGUCUCGCCUGGGAUGGCACGCGCGGGGACAGGUUGGGUGGGUGCGUUGGUGUUGGAAGUGCGUAAGUUCUCCGAUGUCUCAUUAGCCCGCCAGCGCUCAUAUGUGUGUGUGUGUGUAUGUGUGUUGCGGUGCAUGUUUUCCGGCUUAGCGAAAAGGGCAACAGCAGCAGCAGCACCAUCGAUGCCGAAAGGAAAGAGCUCACCGUUACGUUAGACGACGAACCUGUUAUUAUUGUUGUUUUUAAUCGUAUAAACUGCGGAAACUGAACUACUUGUUGCUUUUGUUUUCGUUUUCGGUUUUGUUCCCUUUUUUUGGAUUGUUUUUUUUUUUUUAGCUUGCUCUCCCUCAUAAUUUGUUUACUCCGUGUUGAUCCGCGUGAUUCUCAAUCACUGUGGACGCUUCGGAAUCGAAAUCCACUGUCCGGUCGUUUGCCUUCGGUGGAAGGUGGGGCAAUUUUGUGAAUGAUUUUUAACGCGGAGCCGCAGACCCAGUGAACCGUUCGAAGAUCUUUGUUUAUCGUCGGAGGUCGGUUGGGCUCGUUUAGCAGGUCCCAAGCAAUAGGGUUUUCCGAAAUCUUCACCUUGUUUACCGCAUAAUGAACACACCACACAGACGGGCGAGAGUGGUGGGAGUGGUGGUCGAGUCGAGCGAUAGUUAUGUAUGGUGCGGUGUGACCAGUCAAGGGCGGUAAAUAGUCCAAUGUCAACAAUGAUGAGGCAAACUGGCUUGAUUGAUCUUUUCAUGAUACUGUGUCAUGAUGAUUCAUCAUUGUUACUGAUGCGUCUACUAUGACGCCAAAUCUGUCGGAGCCACGUAUAUUUUAGGACAAAUUUCGAGAAACAAUGACCUUACCAAUGAAAUUCUUUGAAUCAUUUGUAAAUUUCUCUUUUCACUCUGUGCAAAAGUAAAAUCUUUCUUUGUAAUGUGAAAUUAUAAUGGUCAAUCGCAUUUCAAUGACAGCAAAUCGUAGUAGGCUACUUGUGGAUUUGCUCCUGGUGACGAUAUUUUUUCAUAAUUCCAUCGUAGUUCACAUUGAUUUUAAUGCAACAGAGCGAUUCACUUCAUUCUUCAGCUGAUUGUCGAAUAAAGCAGUUGAGUUUUUGGUAGUGUGACGGUGAAGAAAAUUUCCUAAAACUUGAACAAUACUGUACACUGUUUUGUAAGAUAGCCUGACAGGAACAGGGCACAUAUUUUCUGUGAUCGAAGCUUGUGGAAGCCGGUUUGAGCAUAAUCACAAUGACUGCCCGGUUUGAAACCAUGGAGGAGCGGAUUCUGUCGUUGGAGCGGGAGGUUAAACUAAGUAACCUUAAGCUAUCCCGAAUAGAAGAAAAAUUGGACGAGCUAUUGUCGAUGUUGAUCGAGCAAAAAGUAGCUGCUCGACAACCCGAUGCGGAACGGCAUUCGGCAAAUGAAGAUACACAGGUACAGGAGCAGGUGCCGCAGCCGAGCAGCAAAGAGACCAAUGCGAUAGAGGAAACGGAAAAGGAUAAGGAUGACGAGCAGGAACGUCAUGAGGAGGAUGAGGCAGUGCCAGAAAUCCCGGUUCUGCCAGUAAGAACCGUGAAUGCAUUUUUAACAUUGGACCAUAACUGUGCCAGAAAUGAAGCGUUUUUACAGCAAAUGGCGGAAAAAUUACAACAGAAUGUGGUCGCAUCGCAAAAGAGAGACCGGAACGCCAGACGAGUGAUGGAGACGCUCGUCACGUACGACGUUCUAUGCCAAUUUAGUUGGUCUGGAAGAGAUGCCAUCACUGACUCCUCUUCACCUAGCCUCUUCCCCAAGUACAGGUUUGCAGACCUGUCUGGCAUUAUCGCUCUGCUAGUCAAAGCCCUCUGUUUUGGGCUUAAUGCAGAGCAGACGGAGCAGGAGCGAUCAUCCAUUGUCGACAGUAUUCACAAUCUCGUGAAACAUUCAUCGCAAAACAAGAAGCGAUUCUGCCAGACACGAAAUGAAUGAAAGCUCCUGUAGGGGGGUGGACGUCGUACGUGACGAGUGUUGUGUUCGGAUUUUGAGUAGAUGACGCGAACACAAUUAAUAUAAUUAAAACUUAUAUAUUAACAAUAAAAUCAACUAUCACGACACACGUCUGCUCGCAACCAA